This is a messenger RNA of Musa acuminata subsp. malaccensis (wild Malaysian banana), 3788 nucleotides long. Its product is annotated as disease resistance protein RGA2-like. The record is from RefSeq and is a predicted model, not a curated record. Gene Ontology annotation, molecular function: ADP binding. Gene Ontology annotation, biological process: defense response to other organism. Lineage: Eukaryota; Viridiplantae; Streptophyta; Magnoliopsida; Zingiberales; Musaceae.
UCAGGCCUAUAGCUGCCUGCACUAUGGUUCUUCUUUUGUGCCAUUGUACUAUAGCUGCAGGAGGAUCAACAAAUGGCAGGAGAAGCAGUUCUAGGAGCUUUUAUGCAGGUACUUUUUGACAAGAUAAUCACUACUGUUCUACAUGAGACGAGAUCACUUUGGGGUGCCCAUGGAGAACUACAAAAUAUGACAACCACACUCCCAACAAUCCAAGCCUUGCUUGAGGAUGCAGAGGAGAAGCAAUUAAAAGAUAAAUCAGUCAGAUACUGGUUGGCAAAGCUCAAGGAUGUGGCUUACGAUAUGGAUGAAUUGCUGGAUAAGUACACGGCAGAAGUCUUGCAGAGGAAGACGGAAAGAGAAGCUCAAAGUAUGCAGGUAUGUAGCUGCUUUGCUAAUAUUUGUUGGCAUGGUAUGUUACAGUUUAAGUUGCGACAUAGAAUUAGAGCAAUCCGAGAGAGGUUUGAUAAGAUUGCAAGGGAACGAGAGAGUCUCGGCCUCCAAAUAUUAGAUUGGACAGACCAACUUCAGGUAACAGAGCGACCACAGACUAGCUCGCUAGUAGAUGAUAUUAACGUAGUUGGAAGGGAAACAGAUAAAGAAAAAAUAAUAAAGAUUUUGCUGGCUGAUGCCGGCUCAACUCCCAAUGUUUCUGUUAUCCCUAUUGUUGGCAUGGGGGGGCUAGGAAAAACUACUCUUGCCCAGCUUGUUUACAAUGACCACAGGGUAAAAGAGCACUUUCAGUUGAGAAUAUGGGUGUGUGUUUCUGAGAUUUUUGAUGAGAUGAAGCUGACAAAAGAAACACUAGAGGCGACAACUAGUGGGUAUUCUUGCACCACCAGAAACUUAAACUUGCUCCAUGAAGAAUUAGUUGAAAAGUUCAAAGGAAAACGCUUCUUGCUCGUUCUAGAUGAUGUUUGGAAUGAGGACCCUAAUAAAUGGUAUACAUAUAGCAAUGCUCUCAGAUCUGGGAAUAGAGGGAGCAAAAUCAUAGUGACAACUCAAAAUGAAUCUGUUGGGAGGAUCAUGGGUGGCGUAUCUCCUUACAAAUUGAAACAACUAUCAGACAGUGAAUGCUGGACAUUGUUCAGAAAUUAUGCUUUUGUUAAUGGAAACUCCAGAAUUUACCCAAAUCUUGAGAAGAUAGGCAGGGAUAUAGUCCAGAAGUUGGAGGGGUUACCUCUUGGAGCGAAGACACUUGGGAGCCUCCUGUACUCCAAAACUAAUGAAGAAGACUGGAAGAACAUCCUGAAAAGUGAAAUUUGGGAGUUAACUCCAGGUAAAAACAACAUUUUACCAGCUCUAAGAUUGAGUUACAAGCACUUAACUCCACACUUGAAGCAGUGUUUUGCUUUCUGUUCGGUCUUUCAUAAAGAUUAUAUAUUUGAACGAAGCAUAUUGGUUAAGAUAUGGAUGGCACUCGGAUUCAUUCAGCCACAUGGAAGCAAACGACUGGAGGACAUAGGGAACAGUUACUUUGAUGAAUUAGUAACUAGAUCUUUCUUUCAGUCUCAUAAUGGAAACUAUGUGAUGCAUGAUGCUAUCCAUAAGCUUGCACAGUCUCUGUCCGUUGGAGAAUGCCACAAGAUGGAAGAGGAUUUGGGAAACAAUGACCCGAAAAAGCUUCAUCAUUUAUCAUUUUCAUGUGCUAAUUCAGUGCCAACUUCCUUUGUGGAGUUCUAUAAAUUCAAGAGACUACGUACACUUCUGUUACUUCAGGGAUACAAAUCCAAGACUGGACCUAUCCCAGAUGACCUCUUUACAGAACUCAGUUCUUUGCGGGUAUUGGUCUUGCAUCGUAGAGAUAUAAAUGAGUUGCCAAAUUCAGUUGGGAACUUGAUUCAGCUUCGGUACCUAGGCCUCUCCGGUACUGACAUCAAAACACUACCUCAGUCAAUUGGUAAACUCUAUAAUCUGCAAGUACUGAACUUAAAAAACUGCAAUUUACUGGUUAAAAUACCUGAUGGCAUUACCAGACUGAUCAAUUUGCGACAUCUUGAAGCAACUACAAAGUUGAUCACCAAAAUAACUGGAUUGGGGAACCUAACCUGCCUCCAAGAAUUAGAUAAAUUCACUGUUCGCAAGGCUAGAGGACACAAGAUAAAAGAGUUGAAAGAAAUGAACGAGCUUCGAGGAAAUCUACGAAUUAAAAAGCUUGAGAACGUGUUCAAUGGAAAACAGGCAAGUGAGGCUAACUUAUAUGCCAAAGAGUUCCUUCAUACUCUCAAACUUGAGUGGUCAGAUGAGAGAAAUGUCAACUGUGAAGGUGAAAAUCUCCACGAGGAAGUACUUGAAGCCCUUCAACCACACCAUGAUCUGAAGGAGCUUACAAUCAUGGGCUAUGCGGGUACCAAGUUUCCAAGUUGGCUAGGUCAUCCAUCAUUCUGCUACUUACAGACCAUUCACAUGUCCAAUUGCAGAAGAUGCAUAGUUCUUCCACCUCUUGGACAGUUGCCCCUGCUUAGAUAUCUGGAUAUCAGCGGAGUGCAUGGAUUGAUAAGAAUCAGUGAAGAGUUUUCAGGUAUCGCUGAUAUCCAAGGGUUUCCAUCAUUGGUUGAACUAUUACUUGAUGAUAUGCCUGAUCUUGUGGAAUGGAUUUGCUCAGAUUAUGUUUCGUUGUUCCCUUGCCUUACUGAAGUUGCAAUUGUGGAUUGUCCAAAGCUAAGAGAGCUGCCUAGUCUCCCUCGAACAAUAACAAGGCUCAAGAUUUCAGAUAUAGGGAUUAAUUUUCUUCCAGGAUUGCAGAAUUCGGACUCAUUGCACUUGCCGAGGCUCUCUGUCCUGCAAAUUAAUGAAUGUGUGAACCUGGCAUCAUUGCAGCAAGGCCUUCUUGAGCAGCAACUGAGGGCUCUCGAGCAGUUGACAAUCACUGGUUGCCAAGAGCUUGCCAAACUCCCUACAGAAGGUUUCAGAAGCCUUGUUUCACUAAAGAGCCUACACAUUUACAACUGCCCCAAACUUGGGACUCGGGAAGAUGAUAGAGCCCUGCUUCCCAGCUCACUUGAAGAUCUUAGGAUAAGUUCAUGCUCCAAACUGGUUAAAAAGCUACUUGAAGAGCUUAAGCACCUCUCAUAUCUUCAACAUCUGAGGAUCAAAGAUUGCCCUGACCUGUAUUAUUUUCCGGAGGAAGGACUUCCUAUCACACUUAAGUUUAUUGGGAUAUCUGAUUGCAUCAACCUCCAACUAUUGCCUGCCAGGAUUCAAGAACUCUCUUCACUGACAACUCUGACCAUAGUCAAUUGCCAACAAGUCCAGUACUUGCCAGAGGCAGGCCUACCCAUUGAACUGCAAGAAUUAUGCAUCAAAGAAUGUCCAUUGUUGAAAGAGCGUUGUCAAGAGAGAACCGGAGAAGACUGGCACAAGAUAGUUCACAUCCCCAGAAUAGAAAUUGAUGAGUUAAUUCUGAGGCGAUUAGGUUAACAGCAACCUGCUGCAUCAUUGCACAGCCUGCACAAAGAAAAAUGCCAUGAUGCACUAUGAUGAUACCAAGUCCAUUGCCAACAAUUACUUUUAUUUAAUCCUUCAAUCACUACAUCCAAUGAGAAAGUUGGUAUCAACCAUUGUUCCUGUCCAUACACAACAUUGUUCAAUGGACAGUAGUCAUUUAAUAUAACAUACUACUGUUCUGGUAUUGUUACAUGGUCACUUGAUCAUCUUGAUUACCACCUAGGUGGUGGGCAAGGCUCAAGGCACUCGAGUGAUGCCUGAUCGGGUCAUUAUAUGCCGAUACACAAUCAUUCAUAUUUUUGUAGGCCAAUGCACACAUUCAUGUAUGAAUGAAUUAUAUUAAA